AUGAAGGUGGCAGAGGACGUGCUCUUCACCACUCUAAAAGUGAAUACGCCAUUUGAAGCCCUACAAUUGACGCAAAAGCAGACCUCUCGAAAGUUGUCAUACAGCAUUGGACACGCGACGAACAACCUUAACUUAGGCUGUGACUGUCUGGGCGUGAUCAAAUACCUUGACGGCGUUGUCAUCGACUCAGAGGGACAGGGGGCAAUAACCCCCCACGUCAUCUGCCUGCACGAGCAAGACAACGGCAUCGGCUGGAAGCAUACCAAUUGGCGGACUUCACGUGCUGUCGUCACCAGGAAUCGUGAGCUCGUCGUCCAGUUCGUCGUUACCUUGGCCAACUACGACUACGCUUUCGCGUACAAAUUUGACCUUUCUAGAAGCAUCACCAUAGAAACUCGAGCCACCGGCAUUCUCAGUGUUGUCAGUAUCGAUCCAGGAAAGAGGAGCAAGUAUGUAAACGUUGCCAGUCCCGGCGUUCUUGCACAGAAUUACGAGCAUGUUAUUUGCGUCCGUAUGGAUCCUGCUAUCGACGGUUAUGACAACACCGUCCGUUGUGGACCCAAGAAUCCGGUGGGAAACCUCUACGAGGUCAGACGCGAGCCUGUAGAAAAGUCGAAAUGGGUGGAUGCCACCACACAGCACAAUUUCACACCAGCGGACACGCAGCUCCUUCUGGCUCAGCGAGAAUCUAUCCAGGCCCAGCGAGCUCUUUUCGCGCAGCAUCACGUCUGGAUUACCAGGUACUUGGACCAAGAGCUGUAUGCAGGAGGCCGGUACCCAUUACAGAGCAAGAAAGAGGUUGGAGGAGUCGGCGAUGCGGGGAAGCGGGAGAAUAAUGCCUGCCGAGGUCCGUCAGAUCAGACUGCGCCCGACAGAUUUCUUCAGCCAAAAUCCAUCCAUUGA
Cyphellophora europaea CBS 101466 is the source of this 903-nucleotide messenger RNA. RefSeq lists its product as uncharacterized. Gene Ontology annotation, molecular function: copper ion binding; primary methylamine oxidase activity; quinone binding. Gene Ontology annotation, biological process: amine metabolic process. The transcript has 3 exons. The record is from RefSeq and is a predicted model, not a curated record. NCBI's taxonomy places the organism in Eukaryota, Fungi, Ascomycota, Eurotiomycetes, Chaetothyriales, Cyphellophoraceae. Bases 1 to 903 code for a protein of 300 amino acids.